GUCAUUAAGGCAGAUUUUUUUUUUUUUUUUUAAACUUGACCUUUUAUAACCGAAAAGACGAUGAAACCUCCCUACCCGAGGAACGCAUUGACCCAAGGGUCGUCCUGCAGUCACUGUGGGAGGCCGAGGCAGCCACAUGCCGCUCCCUCCAGAGAAGGCGGGAGGUGAGGAUGGGAUGAGGGCAUCCCGACCGCGGCAGCAGCUCCCUCCCCGUUGGCGCCAGGCGGCCCCAGGGCAGGACCACUGCGGGGGGCUGCGCCCUCACUCAAGAUGGCGCCUCCAGUGUCUCCGACGGGCUCUGACGUCAUGGCUGUCGCUGCCCAAUUACUUCCGCCGGCAGCGGCGUCCGCUUUCCCUCAGUGAAGAUGGCGGAGCGCGGGGCGCAGCGCCGGCGGCUGCGGUGAGGGGGUCACAGGGCACUGCUAUUAUGUCCUGGGUACAAGUAGCAGUCAGCCAAUCCAAUGAGGAUAUAUUUGAUGAAGAUGCAGAUGAGAUGUAUCUACUACAGAAGGAAUGGAACAGCACUAUGAAGAAGAGAUUGAAGGAAGGCUAUAGGGAUGGAAUUGAGGCCGGGAAAGAACUUGCACUCCAGACAGGCUUUAAUCAAGGUUACAGACACGGUGCCAAGCUGAUGAUUACAUGUGGCCAGUUCAAAGGAACCCUGAAUGCUCUCUUAUCCUGGUGUCAUUUUAAUGGACAUAAUUCUGCUCUAAGUACAAUAAAUAAUCUUCUUGAUGUGGUUGGAAAGCAUGAAGAUGAUGUGCUUAAGUAUCUGAAUUCUACUGAAGAACAGCCACGUCUUGGACACAUUUUAGCCUCAGUUCAGGACAUGGACCUUAAUCACACAGCUGGGACAGAGUACAGGGAAGUUGAAGACGGAAAACACGACGACUGUGGCAGCUCUGGUGAAAACAUUUGUAGGAAUAAUGGUGUGGUUGGUUCCUUGCAGUCUGAGUGCAGCAAGGCAAAUCUCUGCACAGAUCCUGAAAAGUCAACCCUUGCUUGGGUUAAAAUGCAGACUGUUUGGUUAGUAGAGCAACUGGGCUUAUCACUGGAUGUACUCCAUCAUGUCCAGCAACUGGAAAAUUAGUUUUCCUGUCUCAUGGUACUUCAAACUAUCACAGCUGAUUUUGAUUCUUAGUUUGUGGGCCAUGUAGAGGCUGAUGCAUCACUUUUGCUUUAGGAAAAUCUAAUUUUGAUGUUUUAUAGUAGAAGUAAUUUUUGUAAAUCCUUGCCAUGAUUUUGGCUCUGGGCAAAACCCUUCACUUUCAACCUUAAAGGUAACAUUCACAGAAAGGGGCAGGGACUUUAAAGCUUUACAAAGAGUUUCUAAACAUGUUUCUGUUUUGUGUCGGGAGGUCCCAUUUCACCCUCAUUUUUUUCUUGGCAGCAGCUUGGAAAUGAAAUGGGUCCGUUAAAUAGCUCCUUUUAAAUUGGUCCCCUGCAAUAUCAAAAGAGUAAAUGCUAUGGAAAUGGUCAGUGUUUUUGCAGAAUAGGCUGCUGUUGAUGAUAUGCUGUGUGCAAAAUAGAACAUGAUACGCUUUGAUUCCUAGUGCUGUGACUCUCUAGUCACUUUUUGUCAAAUUCUACGUGUUAUCUUUUCUACCCAUGAUGCAAUGCACUUUCACAGUUAAAAACUAUAUUCCCCUCCUUAUACAGUUUCCCCUUCUUAUAUAGUUAUAUUUGUCACUUUUGCUGAAAACUCACCAUUUUCCUCAAAUGCAGAAUUGCUGACAAUUCCUUGUUUUACUUUUAGACAUCUACUCUUAUCAUGUCAGACCACACUUAAUAUGCUUCCAGUCCAAUGAACAUCCUUUCGUUAUUUUUGUAUUUAUUUUGUCAGUCCAUCUAGCCUGAUCUCUUUCCCACAUUCCAAUAAUGUUUUUCUCAAACUCUUCAAGGAAGCCAAGCUUAUUCACUACCUCUUAGAAACACAUCGGCCACACAUGCCUGUUUCUGAUUAUUCUGUAACUAUUCUGUAUUUGACUUGCUUUCCCAUUGCUUCCCUUCACUGUAGCUGUAAAUUGCUUUGGGAAGUUUUUUCUUUGUGAAUGCCUCUGUUUUACACUAAUUAAACUGAUUUAUAGUAAGUUCCCAGCUUACUUGUUGGAAGUUUCCUGUAACUCAUUCUUAUUGGAGACAAAGGAAUAUUCCAGACCUAGGCAAAGUAAGAUUUUGAACAGUAAACUAUAAUUUAAAAAAAAUCACAAAGCCAUUUCUAAAGGCAAGAAAAAAUCUAAGGCAAAAAUUCCUUGUUUUUCAGAGCCUGAGUUUUGUACAACAUUUUUACUAAAGACUCUGUUACACUGUCAGAGUUGACAUUACUUUUCUUCAAAUGCUUGUCUUGUGUUAUACACUGUAUCAUGUAUGUUAAACACAGAUUUCUUCCAUAUUCUGGUAGAAUAUGGUGCAGACAGUGUUGGAAUAUAUAUAUAUAUAAUUUUCCUAACUAAUUUCUAAUGAGUUGUUUUAACUAAUUGUAAGCAGUGCCCACUUCUAGGCAAUACCACUUAAUUUUCUUUGCAGACCUACUUUGAUCAUUAAAUCACUGAAACCUUGAGUUUGUUAAAACUAAGACUGACAAUCUUCAGUGAACAAAGCCAAAGGAAUUUGAAGAUUGGACAUCUGGGAUCCUAAAUUUAUGGCCAUUCAAGGACAUCAGAGUAACCAGGAGAUAUGGAGGAGAUUAAGGCUUGGAAAAUUGGAGAAAAAUAUAAAAGAAGGAAUAAAGGAUGUGGACCAGAUUAGCAUGAAGAGAAAGAAAUCAGUAACUAAGAGGGGGUUCCAUGUUAUCACCCAGAGUUUCCAGUUUGGCUGUAGAGAGAUUUUCUUCUGUACUUUCUGUAUUAUUUGGCUUAUCUGUCACUACCCAGUCUUGCUGACCAGCACCAGAAAGGCUUUCUUUGAGACUGUUAGAAUCUGUAGUUUGCUCCGACUGUGGUCCAGGUUGUUGUUCUGUGUCCAUGUCUUGUGUUUCACUGUCAGCUUUCACCUUGGCAGCAUUCCUGAAAACAGCUCUCAUGACAACUGGGACUGACAUGCAACUGAAGAAGGAAAUAACACAUUAGUCACUAUUACAGACAUCAUACUUUCUUUAAACUGUAGCUGACACCUGAAUGAAAACCAGCAUUACCUCCUUUCUGUUUUUAUCUGCCUCCUUUCUGUUUUUGUCUCAUACAACCUGGUGUUACUUUGUAGCCAUUAUAUAAACUACAUGUGCUGUACCAGAAAUAUAUGUUAACACACUGAAAUUUAGUGCUGAGUCUUUGAAGUUAGGUGUGCACAGAAACUUUGACUGAAAGAGGAGGAGGUCUUUCAGUCUGGUCAA
This is a messenger RNA of Passer montanus (Eurasian tree sparrow), 3328 nucleotides long. It is a transcript of the gene YAE1, whose product is annotated as YAE1 maturation factor of ABCE1. Bases 137 to 1090 code for a protein of 317 amino acids. The record is from RefSeq and is a predicted model, not a curated record. The transcript is spliced from 4 exons. Lineage: Eukaryota; Metazoa; Chordata; Aves; Passeriformes; Passeridae.